CUCAUCCAAGAGAGCAAGAAAGAACAGCGAGAACACAACGCUCGAUUGGAAGCUAUGAUGCGGAAUAUGCGGCCCAUUGCGGUGCGCGCGCCAAUGCAGGGAGGCAUGGCGGCUGCACAGGCUGCAGCAGGCCCAGGCGGGACAGCGGCAAACGCUUGUUUUACAUGUCAUCAACCAGGCCACCUGGCUCGGGAUUGCCCCCAUCGGGCCAUGCAACCUCGAGUCGGGGCCGCACCUGCAGCUGCGGCUCCCAUAGCAAACGGCCCACGACGCGUAGGAGCCAUGAUGGAUGAUCAGGGAGGAAGUAAUGGGAUGAUGAUCUCUAGCGAAGAAGUCGCCGAGCUUAUCCCACUGGAGCAGUUUGUAUCACUAGGAUAUCCGGGGCUGGGAAUGAUUGGGACGAUCCGGCCGGAGCUUGAGUCUAGAGAGGUCGCCGAAUGGCGGCCUUCGUCGAGCGAAGUAGAAACGGGAGGGCAUACUUUUGUUACGGGAGAAAUCGAUGUCCUUGAGGUUACCCGCGCCCUGGACCAUCGGAUCCCCCUUCCGAUCGGCCACCUACUCUCCAUCUCCGAGCAAGCGAAUGAGCGAAUGAUGCAGCAUUGCAAAGCGAAUAGGAAGCGAUUCGCCAUUGCACGCGCAAAGGAUCAGAAGGCGAAGGCGCCGGCUCCGGAGGAAAAGGCGGUCGUCGCCUCUGAUCCCAUUCGAGUCGGGUUGAUACAAAACGACGAUCACUUUCUUCGGAUCAAACUGAUUCCGUGGAAGUCGGCCGAAUGCGAUAUCGAAGUCUGGGGAGUGCCCUACAGUGCGAUCAUAGACUCGGGAGCAGCUGUCUUAGCAAUUUCACUCCGAGUAGUCGAGAGAGCGGGCAGAAAGAGUGAUUUGAUUAUGUUAACUGAAAAAGACCAGCGCGUAUCGGCUGAUGAGGAAAAGAUUAAAACUGUAGGACGGAUGACGAAUGUCGCGUUCCGAUUGGGAAAAGUGCAUGCUUUGGGAGAUGUUGUGGUGCUGCAUGUGAAUACGUCGAUCCGCAUAUGCAUCGAUUAUCGUAAAUUGAAUGAUAUCACGAUUAAGGAUGUGUACCCCCUUCCCCGGAUUGAUGAUCUGCUUGAUGCCAUUGGGUGUGCUAACUACUUCAGCAAGUUCGACAUUCGGCAUGGGUUUCAUCAUAUCUUGGUGAAGGAAGAAGAUCGGCCCAAGACCGCCUUCGUUUUGUUUGAGGGUACGUGGCAGUGGGUUCGGUGCCCGAUGGGAAUCUGCAAUGCGCAUGCCACGUUUCAGCGGGCGAUGAACGUGACUUUUCAGAACUUCGUCAACAAGACUCGGCUGACUCAGGGAAUGAUCAACUUCUGCGUCAUUGUGUAUAUGGACGACAUCCUGGUGUAUUCGGACACAUUUCACGGUCACGUGCAGCACAUCGAAUGGACGCUGGGCGCGCUAAGAGACGCAGGUUUCAAGAUAGCGCUGGAAAAGAGCGAGUUUUUCCUUCCGGAAAUCUCGUUCUUAGGGUACAUUGUGACACGUGGAGGACAGCGGCCGGAUUCUCGGAAGGUCGCGGCAGUGAAGGAAGCCCCGGUUCCGACCUCACUAGUGCAGUCUGAUCUUCAUCCCCGCCUCUCCUUCUGCAUAAAUCCUUUGGCUGUCCCCCUUCUCGAUCCAUCUCAGUGGGACGCGUGGCGCGGGGACUUCAUCGAACAUUCACUGUGCCUGACGGAGGUUCGAGUGACGUGGACGAGGGACGAGAACAACUAUCUGCGGUCGGAGCGAUUGGAGCUCCUUCUGAUUCAGGCGUGGCGGACGGAAGUAGAGGGUGACCUUCUUGGCUUCCUAUUCGGGGCGGUGCGCCCAGGUUGUCGACGACUUCUCACCCAGGAGCUUACGAUCAUGAUUGCGCAGCUGGCUGACGAUCUCGACGUCAGCAUUACCUCCCAGGACGAUGCGCGCUUGGUACCCCACAUCACCUCGCGCACGCUGUUGCCGUACCUUCAGUGGUCGGCUUGUGUGGAAGGCUUUCCGUCGCGGAUCCCGCCCUCACGGUUGGAUUACCUAGAUCCGCGUGACAUCUUGGAUCCUGCAUUCUACCGGCCGCCGUACGAAAACGAAUUGGACGAGAUAGUCCGUGAGGAGCUUGCGGAAGAAAGCUCGGAGGAAGAAGAAGACCAGAACGAAGGCGAAGGAGAGCCAGCAGAGCAGGGCGAGAGCGAAGAAGACGAAGAGAACGAGGGCGAAGAAGGGACAGGAGAGGAAAGCAGCGAGCAAGGGAGCGGCGACGAGUCGACGACAACGACGGCCCCAGCUGGAGAUUGUGCCGGUGCUGAUCGGAAGAUCAGCAACGAUCCAACAAUCGACCCGGAGCCGCCUUAGCCCAACGAUGGCGAUGUGGCCCCGAUGGCUGGCCCGUCCGCU
Messenger RNA from Chara braunii, 2403 nucleotides. The record is from the annotation of a GenBank genome assembly. NCBI's taxonomy places the organism in Eukaryota, Viridiplantae, Streptophyta, Charophyceae, Charales, Characeae.